UCCCAUUCUUCCCACCACUCACCAGUCACCACAACAACACAGAGACGCGUUACAGCUGAUAACCUUGCACCAUCCAUCCGGCACCCACUUUUUUUUUCCCAAAAUAGUGCAAUGGCUGGGUUAAGAGUAAUAGUGCUGGUAUUAGUGGCGGCAACAAGUGUAUGGGCCUUUGAAAACAGGUACACUGAGGAGGCAAAUACUAAAACCAAGCUAGAACUGGAAGAGUCGCCUUUCAGAAUGGGAAAACUUAAUCUCCUGUGGCAGAAAGCUCUCAGACGUUUGACUGAACCCAAACUGAAGAGGCUGCUGUCUGAGCUGAAGGUACAAGACAAAGAGGAACUUACUCUCAAGAAACUCAAGGCUGAUGGCUUGGACAAGGAUGGACUCAAGGAAGCUGAUCUGCGGAUGAAAUUGAAAAAUAUAAUGGAGAAGUUUUCCCUUAACGCUGAUCUUCGUGAGGACAACCGACCAGGGCCAGGUAAUGAGGUGUACAUGAAUGAAGUGAAGGAGCAAGACAUUCUCAAGGCAAUCUUCAAGGACAAGAAACUCAACAAGCUGUGGCUUAAAGCAGAGGCGUCAGGAUUCACAGAGGUGGAGCUGAAGGCACUGAAGGAGGAAUUCCAGCACCACCAGGAUAAAGUGGAUGAAUAUUAUGCACUGGUACGAGAAACUGCCCAGAAACAGCAGGAUGAUCGCAAUGAACUUGGGAAUGACAUCAAUAAAUUUGAUACACUGCAAGACAUGGAGGCAUCUGAUAAGAGCCAGCCACACCCUGCCAAUGCCAUCAAGGAGAAGCACCAUGAGCUGAAGAGCAACAUGGACCGCCUACAAAAGCUGACAGUUAGUGGGCCAGACGGCAAGGAGUUCAUUGAGCCAAAAGUGAGCAAUCUGUGGAAGAUGGCCACCAAGGGAGACUUCACCAAGGAAGAACUGGAAUCUCUGCAUACGGAGCUGAAGCACUAUGAACACCGCCUCCUGAAGGUGAGACACAUGAGCAACCAGAUAGAUCUCCUGCAAGAGAGGGCAGGGGACGAUAUAGAGAAGCUGCAGACAAGUGAGGGCCAGCGCAUCAUGCAGGAGAGAAUUGCUCAGCAGCAACGCAAAAUUGAAAAGCUUCAUGAAGAUUUGGAGAUGAGGAUUGUACAAAGGCACCUGGAGCUCUGAUCUUGAUCUCUGAUUGCUUCUGUUAGACUGGUUACUUUAAUCCACAAGUGACAGCAUGUUAGUGAGGGUUAUUCUCUCAGAAUGAAAGUAUUUAAGAAUAUAUAUCUUCCUCCAUCAGUCAUUCAUCUUUUACUAUGACUGGCUCAAGUGUGCACAAAUCCAUAAUGGUUGUUCUGUCCUUGCAUUAUUAUCAGGUACUUCUGAUAUCCUUCUCUCUUUCCAUAGCACUUUCAGUCAGUCCUUAAUGACUCAAAAUCAUUUGCACAGAUCUGAAAGGAGAAUAUUUGUAAAAAAGUAAUUUGAGCAUCAUUAAAAUUUGCUUGGAAUUGUGUAAUUUAGACUCACUGUAGCUAUAAGUUGUGUAAAGAUUCAUGCUGGACCAGAAGAAUAUGACCACCAUAUUCCUUACACAUCUUAAAAGACAGCCGGAAGGGAUGGAGUGAGAGGACUGAGGACCCCAUAGUAUUAUUAUUCCCUUGAGAUCUGGUGUACAUCUCAUCUUGGCUGCCUGCCCUAAAGGUGAUCUCAGCCUGGUAAAUAAUAGGUAGAUAGAUAGAAUGUGUGAUAGGAUGCCUUGAAUGUUUCUGUAUGACCUCUUUAUAAUGUGUCACCCAUUCAUGUGGAGAAAGCCAGCUUCUAGUAGGGUGUUACAGAUGUACCGAACAAGAUAUAAUAUUUUGUUGUUCAAUUGUACUAUACAAGAUGUAGUAUUUUGUUAUUAAAUUUAUAGACUUUUCUAUUAA
Messenger RNA from Scylla paramamosain (green mud crab), 1907 nucleotides. RefSeq names its product alpha-2-macroglobulin receptor-associated protein-like. Gene Ontology annotation, molecular function: low-density lipoprotein particle receptor binding; receptor antagonist activity; heparin binding. Gene Ontology annotation, biological process: regulation of receptor-mediated endocytosis. NCBI's taxonomy places the organism in Eukaryota, Metazoa, Arthropoda, Malacostraca, Decapoda, Portunidae. Bases 112 to 1164 code for a protein of 350 amino acids. Gene Ontology annotation, cellular component: endoplasmic reticulum; endomembrane system. The record is from RefSeq and is a predicted model, not a curated record. The transcript has 7 exons.